Messenger RNA from Adineta ricciae, 1002 nucleotides. NCBI's taxonomy places the organism in Eukaryota, Metazoa, Rotifera, Eurotatoria, Adinetida, Adinetidae. The record is from the annotation of a GenBank genome assembly.
AUGGAAAAAGCAGAUGGAUUAUUGCGCAUGGAUACGUUUGCUUAUCGAGGAAAAAACUACGAGGUGCCUAUUUUUGACGACAAUGCGCCUCCAAUUAUAUUGAAAGCAAGUGCCAGUGCUAUUUCGUUACCGAAUACUUCGCCAAUAUUGCGCUGUAUUAACUCAAUUUGGAAUUUAAAAGAGUUUUCAUGUCCACGGCAUCCUAUAUCGCUUGGUAUACUGAAUACUGAUGAGUUGAAUGCCUAUACAAAACCAGACGCCGUGCGCGUGUUGGAUAUGCCUAUUAAAAUGCCUGACUGUGAUGAAUACCGGUUACCCCGCACUUUCUCACAAUUUACUGGUGUUAUUCAGCGAAUUAUCGAUGUCGAACAUCGCAUCAAUCCGCAACACGCUGAUUAUUAUGCAUAUUUGACGAUUGACCAACGUUGGGUGAAACCUGGCACGCUUCAACGUGAAGCACCUUGCCAUGUGGACGGAUUUCAAGGUGCACGAUGGAAUCCGAAAUGUCGAAUCAAUCACACAUAUACGGUUUCCGAUGUUUUACCUACUGCUUACUACAUACAACCUUUCGAUUUCUCUCUUCUCGAUGAAUGCAUUCACGAUUUCUUCUGGGAAAUGAACGCGCAGGUUGCAGAUACAAAUGAAGUUCAUCGAUGGCAACCACAGCCUGCUGAAAUUACUUUAAUGGAUUGCUACACUGUUCAUCGUGGUGUUGAAAAUACCAGUAGUAGUCCUGUAUUUCGAACAUGGUUACGCUUAUCGUUCGAAGAACGCCGACGAGUUUUCGAUCGUUUAGGCAAUGCUCACAAUCCUUUCUUUGACUACAACUGGACGAUGGUCGAUCGUGACAUCGAACAACUGGGACUCUGUGCUUAUCGUACUACGAGUGACCCAUCUCUUCGCGUCUUUCCCUGGCAAGAUCUUUCAGGAAAUCCAUUGCCACCAGGAGUACCAAAGACGAAGCCACAGUUGCGCAAAACAACAGAUGAGAGCGUGAAAUAA